Messenger RNA from Drosophila mojavensis, 512 nucleotides. RefSeq names its product acyl-coenzyme A thioesterase 13. Bases 1 to 432 code for a protein of 143 amino acids. Gene Ontology annotation, molecular function: fatty acyl-CoA hydrolase activity. NCBI's taxonomy places the organism in Eukaryota, Metazoa, Arthropoda, Insecta, Diptera, Drosophilidae. The record is from RefSeq and is a predicted model, not a curated record. The transcript has 2 exons.
AUGGGCACACGCAAAAAGGGCUUGGAAUUUGCUAAGCAUAUAUCUGAGAUUAUAGCCAAAGCGACAGGAUUUGAGCGGCACUUGGAAAAGGUAAAAAUAUUGGAUGGCGGCGAUGGAAUUUGCAAAGCCGAAUUUACAGUUGCUCCAGAGCAUAUUAACAAAGCUGGAGGAUUGCACGGCGGCUAUACGGCCACUUUAGUGGAUAUGAUAACGACCUAUGCACUAAUGUCGAAACCCUGCCAUCCCGGCGUCUCGGUAGACAUUAAUGUUAGCUACCUGAAAACGGCUCGUGUGGGCGAUGAGGUGCUCAUCGAGGCAAACUUAGUGCGGGCUGGUAAAAUGCUCGCCUUCAUCGACUGCCAGCUGCGGCACAAAAAGGACAACUCAGUGAUAGCCAAGGGAACGCACACCAAAUACGUGAACUUUCAGUAGAUAAUUUGUGCUAAGUUUUGAUACUGUGCUUUAUUGUUUACACGUGUAGCAGUAAAUAUUUAGUUAAUUUGUUUAAUUAA